GAAAAACUCUUCGAUAUUUGGCUGUUAAAAAGAAUGUCCAUGUAUUGAAUAAAUGAUCUAAAAGGAACAGAUUACAGUAGCCUCAAUCAUCCAGUCUCUCUCUCUGUCUCCCAGUCACAUGCGGUUCCAGGAAGACUCUUAGACCUCAUUCUGAUAAAAUAUAUGCAAUUUGUCAUGAUACUUAAUGGACUAAAAGGUAACUUGUACAGAUCUCUGCUGUUUCUAUUCCAGGGAAAACUGGAGAAAUUAAGUUGCAUUGAGGGCAUCAUCCUUGAUGGAAGCAUUGUCAAUUAUGAAAGCUUAUUCUGUGUCGAGAAUUUAUACCUGACCACCCAUCGGGGAUGGGAGAGUUUUGGGAUGCUUCUCUCCUCAGGCUGUUUCAUUAGAUUAGGGUUUCUUAACCUUACUAUUGACAUUUUGGACCACAUAAUUUCUUGUUGUGUGGAGCUACUAUGUGCAUUUUCAGAUAUUUUAGUGGCAACGCUGGUGUGUACUCGCUAGAUGCUAGUAGCACUCUCUAAUUGUGACAAUCAAAAAAUGUCUGCAGCAGCAACCAGAUGUCCCCUGGGAGACAAAAUUGCCCCCAAGUUGAAAAUCACUUUUUAAAAGAUAGAUGAUUGUUUCUUAUAGGUCUAUUUUGUUAUAAGACGAGGGCAGAAGAGAGGGCAGUUCUAUCAUUGCCUUAACCACUUUAUAUUAUAAAGAGAAAAAUAGAAUGAAUGAGCUAAAUUCCUCAUAUUGGUCCUUUCAACCAUACAGAGAACCUUUUGAUGUGAGAUAUGUUUUGAAGCAAAAUAUAGUUACAGGUUAAACACUUCACCCACAAAAAAUCUGCAAAAUAAAAAGUCAGAGUUAUAUUAUUUUGUAAUCCUACUUCCAAAGGUUAAAUAAUCACAGAUUUAACAAAUUACCUCUAAUAUGAUGAUGUUAAACCGUCUUCUUAAUGAGGCUUCAAUUUGUCACUGUUAAUAGAAUCAGCCAGGAAUUCACUCCAUUUGAACAUGAAAAACAAAAAAGUCUACCUGUAAGGACAGUUCAGGUGUGACCUGAAUCGUGCUUCAGUAGAAUUGCAUGAAUGGGACAAGUAGACUGUUUCCUAGAGUUUUUUUUUUUAAAAAAGCAAAUAUUAACUAAAAUACAGGGAAUACUAACAAAUAUUAACUAAAAUAGGCCAGGGAAUACAAUAAAUGCUUUUGUCCAAAUGAGAAAACUCUAUCAUGUCUAUGAUUAAAUGUUCAUGUCCAUUUUUCACACUAGGAAAUAGGGUCUUUUCUUUUUCUAUCCCUAGGACUUUGUGGCAUGCUGAGCACAUAGAAGAUAACCUAUACAUGAUAGAAAAUAAAUUUUUGAGUGGGUGUUGCCAAUUUAUUGGCUCCUUGAAACAGACUUUAGAUAAAGAUUUAAGAUAAAAGUAAACAAUAAGGCAUCUUUAAAGCCAUAAAGAUUCUGUAAUUUGCAAAAAUCAUGUAGUGAUUUUUUAUCAUUGUGGCCAUCCUUUCCUCUUCCCACUACUGUCCUUCCAGUUACUAAAUCUGUUAUUCAGCCUUUGUCUGUGUCUCUACAUCUAUGCUGCUACUUUGAGUCCAAGCCACUAUCUUCUUUUGCCUAAGCUCAUUCUCUUGUUAUUCUCCCUCUCCAAUACAUUUUCCCCAUAAAGCAACCAAAGUGAACAUUUUGAAACACAUUUGUCACCUCCCUGGCUUAGAACCAUACAGUGUGUUUCUCUUGUCCUUGGGACAUCAUCCAAAAUCCUUAGCCUCUACAAGAGUAGGGCCAUCUCUAUUUUCUUCUCCAAUAUAUGUCCACUCUCAGUAUUUGCCAGCACAUAGUAGGUUCUUACCAGAAGAUGGGACUGUAUUAGGCUAACAAUAGGAGUUUACACUGUUUUCUUAGUGUUGGAUCUUUAGGUGUGGGAUAGGCAUUUAAUGUGGGAAGUGGGUGGGAAUGGUUUGCUCCUACUUCCCACAGAAUGCCAUAUUGGGUAGUGUUGAACCAUCCCACAGAAUGCCAUAUUGGGUAGUGUUGAACCAUCCCACAGAAUGCCAUAUUGGUUAGUGUUGAACCAUGCAUGAAAACUGGCAACUGGCCCAGGUACAUGCACUAAUACAUGAAUUAUUUUUAUCUUUGCCUUUGCCUUACAGCUAGAAAAAACAUUAUAUGGCUGGGUAGAUUUUCAGUCUAUCCAGAACUAAGGAAGAAACCCAAGGCUUUAAAAAAUUCUUACCAGUUUAUUUAUUGCUUUACAGCCUAUUCAAAUUGUUACGUAUCUUGACUCAUUGGUUAGCUUUUUGGCCAAUAGGAUUUCAGGAUGCAAUGCACUAAUAUAAACUCUUGGAUUGGUUUAACUCCCUCUGAUGUCACAAUUUCCCCAUUUGGAUGUCAUAAUUUUCUUGAAAUCACAUGGUACCAAUCACAAGUCUUGUUAUUUUGUUUCAUUAUGAGAAAGAUAAUCUACCAAAUAUUGAAAUGCUGGAAGGAGCAAGAUAGCUUUGAUCCAGGGAGACCUUUUCCAUUUAUGUGCUUUAGUAAUCUGCUGCCAACAAGCUAUCUUCUUUAUGUUCUUCUACAACUGGUGUUGUUUUGUUUUCUCAUGUUUGUCUCUUAAUAGACAAAUGGAGGCAUGAGCUUCCUUAGAAUUACUCCUUCGAUGCAUAGUUCUGUUUCAUCUGGACUUUUGAGGCUUAGUAUCUUUCUACUACUUAGCUUUCCUGACUCAAAUGGAAAAGCCAUUUGGACAGCUCACCUGAAUAUAACAUUUCAGGUUGGAAAUAAGAUCACAUCGGAAUUCGGAGAGAGUGGAGUGUUCGGGAAUCAUUCUCCUCUGGAAAGGGUGUCUGGUGUGGUGGCACUUCCUGAAGGAUGGAAUCAGAAUGCCUGUAAUCCUUUGACCAAUUUCAGCAGGCCCAAACAGGCAGACUCUUGGCUGGCCCUAAUUGAACGUGGAGGCUGUACUUUUACACAUAAAAUCAACGUGGCAGCAGAGAAGGGAGCAAAUGGGGUGAUCAUCUACAACUAUCAAGGUACGGGCAAUAGAGUAUUUCCCAUGUCUCACCAGGGGACGGAAAAUAUAGUUGCGGUGAUGAUAGGCAACCUGAAAGGCAUGGAAAUUUUGCACUCGAUUCAGAAAGGAGUCUAUGUGACAGUCAUCAUUGAAGUGGGGAGAAUGCACAUGCAAUGGGUGAGCCAUUGCAUCAUGUCUCUAUUUACCUUCCUGGCUGCCACAAUUGCCUACUUUUACUUAGAUUGCGUCUGGACACUUAUACCUAGAGUGCCCAAUUCUUUCACCAGGAGGCGAAGUCAAAUAAAGGCAGAUGUGAAGAAAGCUAUUGACCAGCUUCAACUGCGAGUUCUCAAAGAAGGGGAUGAGGAAUUAGACCUAAAUGAAGACAGCUGUGUUGUUUGCUUUGACACAUACAAACCCCAAGAUGUAGUACGCAUUUUAACUUGCAAACAUUUUUUCCAUAAGGCAUGCAUUGACCCCUGGCUUUUAGCCCAUAGGACAUGUCCCAUGUGCAAGUGUGACAUCCUGAAAACUAAAGAAAUCUGGAGAAUUUUCUGAAGAUGUCACCAGAUCUUUCCAAAUACAAAGAUUAGAUAAAUUCUCUUAUUGUACUUUAUGUAGAGAGAAAAUUUCAGCUUCUCUACCCAAGUAUGAACAAGGGUGAAAUUUGUGUUUUAAAAAUAAAACUCCUUAUCAUGCCCAGCUAUUUGAACUUCUUGUCUUUCUAAUCAGUUUUAAUUGUUUUUUUAGGUGAAUUUUAUUUUAUUUAUUUAUUUUUUAUUAUACUUUAAGUUUUAGGGUACAUGUGCACAACGUGCAGGUUAGUUACAUAUGUACACAUGUGCCAUGUUGGUGUGCUGCACCCAGUAACUCGUCAUUUAACAUUAGGUAUAUCUCCAAAUGCUAUCCCUCCCCGCUUCCCCCACCCCACAACAGGCCCCGGUGGGUGACGUUCCCCUUCCUGUGUCCAUGUGUUCUCAUUGUUCAAUUCCCACCUAUGAGUGAGAACAUGCGGUGUUUGGUUUUUUGUCCUUGCGACAGUUUGCUGAGAAUAAUGGUUUCCAGCUUCAUCCAUGUCCCUACAAAGGACAUGAACUCAUCCAUUUUUAUGGCUGCAUAGUAUUCCAUGGUGUAUAUGUGCCACAUUUUCUUAAUCGUAUCCCCUUUUGCCCUUAUCCAAAUAAGAACAUUAGUAUAUGUUAAAAACAAAUUUUUUUUUCUUCAAGUUACUAGGAUUGUGACAUUGCCAUAGAGAAUUAGCCAUGCUAUUUUAAAGUUUCCUUUUUUAAUACUAAUUCUUGUACUUUGUUUCCACAUUUUGACUAAUUUUGGUAUCUAAUAAUUUAUAUCUCUGAUUCUCCAUGGUUAAUUAAUUUUAUUAAUACCCAGGAAAUCUAGUUUCCAAAGCUACUCACUGGAUUGGUAAUGUGUUCUAAAUAAUUAUUUUAGAUGAUAGUACUUUGGAUAUGUAAGGAAAAGUGUUCUAAAUUAUUACAGGCCUCAUUUAGGAUAACAUUGCAAACAUUCACCUUUGUUUGCCAGAGCUCUUUAAAUCCUAGCAUAGUGACUCAGCUAUGGUAGCAGAUUUCUUUUCUAGAAGUGUCCUUAGUAAAUGCUUCUCUUUUCCUCUCCAAAUGGUAAUGAAUGUUUCUCUGGGGGCAUUUUGAUAACAUAGGGCAGAGCUAAAAUUUUGUUCAAUUGCCUUUCCAUGUUAUAUUCUUUGCCUUAUUUUGCAUCUUCCUUUUUUCUAGUAGAUGAAUAAACACCUGUAUAACAAUGAGAGACAGAAAGAUUUAGGUAUUGUUGUAUUGAUGAAAAUUUCUGUUUCUGGAUGAUAUGCUAAACCUUUGAUACCUCAGUGUCACUUUGUGAAUAUACACACCAUAUGCUACCUUUUAAAAUGUGCAGGGAUGUAUGAAAAUAAAAUCGGAUUAAUGGCCUUUGGGAGAGAAAAUCAACCUUUGUGGGUAUGUUUUAUAUCAUCAGUAUUCUUUUUAUACUAGUUUUUGUUGGCCCAUAGGGCCCUUUGUUCCUUCAUCUUUCUUGUCUCAAAUUACCAUGUUGUAGAUUUACAUUUCAUAAGAAGUAACAGCUCCUUUAGUCCUGGUGAGAUCCAACCAAAAGUGACUUCUAGCACUUUACGUAUGUAGACCAGAGACAUUCAUGUUCAAGGUCAGAAUCUUUGGCCUCGGUUUCCUAGCUGGUGGGAAAAAACCCACUGAGAUUCACUGCCAAGAAAGUGUACCAGUAGCAGCGUGGCUGCUUGUGAACUUACUAUGCUUGUGAGUCCACAUGCCAUCCUUUAGCUCUGAGGUCAUAUUGUGCCACUGACAUGAUUGUGGCAAAAACAUAGGCAGAGUGGACAGAGCCUGUGGAAUCUUCUAAUAGGGAUAUUUGUUGAGUUCUGCAAAAAUGUUUGAUAAAAGCAUCUACUUAUUGCUGCUAAUGGUUAACUUUAAGUGUGCACCUUGAAGUUUUUCUUAAUAGCUGUUUUUUAAAAAAUGAAUUGUGCCAAACUAAUAUGACUAUAUUUAAUCUUUCCCUUGACACCCUUUCUCCUCCUCUUUCAAAAUAUUGUUUGAUUAAUAACAGACGUCAAAGUCUGCAGAGAAAUUAGCUUCCCUAGAUAUCAGUCCUUUCUUUACUCCUGUCAGUCUUACUACAUUUGUACAGUCAAUGUAAGACAGAGAAAGUGAGGCAGAAGUAAACUGAGCAGGAUCCCUUACUUUAAAACAGCAAAACCAUAAAACAAAAGCCACAAACUUCUCAGAAAGCUUAAAUUAAAUAAAUGCAAUAUAAUGGUUUAUGUGAUGAAUCAAAAAUUAGCAGUGUGACUUUUACUUUUUGAUGUAAAAAUAAUGUCACUAAGCUCACCACUUUUGCCUCACAUCCGGUCACUGCACUAAUUUUUAAUUAUCCUUUUUUUUAGCUUGCCAUUUUGUUGGAAAUAUCUCCUUCACUUGCUGGGAAAAUAAAACAUUCUUACAUGUGCUUUCAGGCUUUAAACAGCACACAUUGUAUGAAUUUUAGAUUUAAUUUUUAGUUUAAUGUGCUACCUACUACCAUUAUAUGUAGCUCAGUGAUUAUAUCCAUCUUAUAACAACAUAGAAAUCACCCAUAACAGCAUUUAAGCCAAUAAAUUCACAGUAUGCUCUAAGCUCUUAUCUAAUUGGCUGCUGGAUCUUGCAUGUCAUAAUCACAUCACACAACAGUAAGCAGUAUCUAGAGUUAACAGUAGGGGAUUUAUUUUUCAAUCUAAAGUUUUUCACCUCUCUCUAGUAAGACAUCUGAAACUCAUAAGCCAUCUUUAAGAAUUUCUUACAAAAAACAUGCUGGAAGACAGUGGAUCUUGUUUGUAUCCUGAAGAUUUUUUUCUCUUCGUUAUUUUAAAUUAAUUGUCAACAGAUGUGCAACUGUUGGGUUGGUUCUUAAGUCACUCGGAGAAGAGAGAGAUGCAUCUACUCAAGGUUGGCACUUGGAGAAACAACACUGCCUCUUCCUGGCUUAUGAAGUUCAGUGUUCUUUGGCUUGUUAGUCAGAACUGUUGCAGAGCAAGUGUUGUUUGGAUGGCUUAUAUGAACAUAUCAUUUCAUGUUGGGAAUCACGUGUUGUCAGAGUUGGGAGAGACUGGAGUCUUUGGAAGAAGCUCCACUUUGAAGAGAGUGGCAGGAGUUAUAGUGCCACCGGAGGGAAAAAUCCAAAAUGCAUGUAAUCCCAAUACCAUUUUCAGCCGAUCAAAGUACUCAGAGACCUGGCUUGCACUUAUUGAAUGGGGAGAUUGUACCUUCACACAGAAAAUUAAAGUGGCAACUGAGAAGGGAGCCAGUGGAGUGAUCAUCUAUAACGUUCCAGGAACUGGCAACCAGGUGUUCCCCAUGUUUCAUCAGGCAUUUGAAGAUGUCGUUGUGGUUAUGAUUGGUAACUUAAAAGGCACGGAAAUUUUCCAUUUAAUUAAGAAGGGAGUUCUCAUUACAGCCGUGGUUGAGGUGGGGAGAAAGCACAUCAUCUGGAUGAAUCACUAUUUGGUCUCUUUUGUGAUUGUCACAACUGCUACCUUAGCAUAUUUCAUCUUUUAUCACAUUCAUAGACUUUGUUUAGCAAGGAUUCAGAACCAGAGAUGGCAGCGAUUAACAACAGAUCUUCAGAACGCAUUUGGACAACUCCAACUUCGAGUAGUAAAAGAGGGGGAUGAAGAAAUAAAUCCAAGUGGGGAUAGCUGUGUAAUUUGUUUUGAACACUAUAAGCCUAAUGACAUAGUUCGUAUUCUGACUUGUAAACAUUUUUUCCACAAGAAUUGCAUUGACCCCUGGAUUUUACCCCAUGGGACAUGCCCCAUUUGCAAAUGUGAUAUUCUUAAAGUUUUGGGGAUUCAAGUGGUUGUUGAAAAUGGAACAGAACCUUUGCAAGUUCUAAUGUCAAAUGAACUGCCUGAAACCUUAUCACCUAGUGAAGAGGAGACAAAUAAUGAAGUUUCUCCUGCAGGAACCUCAGAUAAAGUAAUCCAUGUGGAGGAGAACCCUACUUCUCAGAAUAAUGACAUCCAGCCUCAUUCAGUAGUGGAAGAUGUUCAUCCUUCACCUUGAUGGCAUGACUUUUGAGGAAGUGUAUUAAACCUGUAUCUGAAAUCAGGUCCUAAUACUGACAA
This is a messenger RNA of Gorilla gorilla gorilla (western lowland gorilla), 7646 nucleotides long. It is a transcript of the gene RNF148, whose product is annotated as ring finger protein 148. Bases 2621 to 3559 code for a protein of 312 amino acids. Gene Ontology annotation, cellular component: nucleus. The record is from RefSeq and is a predicted model, not a curated record. Gene Ontology annotation, molecular function: ubiquitin protein ligase activity. NCBI's taxonomy places the organism in Eukaryota, Metazoa, Chordata, Mammalia, Primates, Hominidae. The transcript has a single exon. Gene Ontology annotation, biological process: protein ubiquitination; ubiquitin-dependent protein catabolic process; positive regulation of DNA-templated transcription.